Molecule: messenger RNA, 1791 nt
Organism: Hansenula anomala
Lineage: Eukaryota; Fungi; Ascomycota; Saccharomycetes; Phaffomycetales; Wickerhamomycetaceae
Gene: LEU4
Product: 2-isopropylmalate synthase LEU4
Exons: 1
Coding region: 1-1791 (596 amino acids)
Biological process (GO): L-leucine biosynthetic process
Cellular component (GO): mitochondrion
Molecular function (GO): 2-isopropylmalate synthase activity
Source: RefSeq, a predicted model, not a curated record
AUGUUCAAGAACGCUACAAAGACAAAGCCUUAUGCUAAUAUGCUAAAGGACCCAUCAACUAAAUAUAAACCAUUCCCACAAGUCAAAUUACCAAAUAGACAAUGGCCAAAUAACACCAUAAAGAAGGCUCCAAGAUGGUUAACUACUGAUUUAAGAGAUGGUAAUCAAUCAUUACCUGAUCCAAUGAGUGUGGAACAGAAGAAGGAAUAUUUCCAUAAAUUAAUUGAUUUAGGUUUUAAAGAAAUUGAAGUUUCAUUCCCUUCUGCCUCUCAAACGGAUUUUGAUUUUACAAGAUAUGCUGUGGAAAAUGCUCCAGAUGAUGUUAAAAUUCAAGUUUUAGUCCAAUCAAGAGAACAUUUAAUUAGAAGAACUGUGGAAUCAGUUACUGGUGCUAAAAAUGCCACCAUUCAUGUUUAUCUUGCAACUUCGGAUUUAUUUAGAGAUGUUGUUUUCAAUAUGUCUCAACAAGAAGCUGUGGAAAAAGCCGUAGAGGCUACUAAAUUAGUUCGUUCAUUAACUAAAGAUGAUCCAAAUCAACAAGCUACCAACUGGAGUUAUCAAUUUUCUCCAGAAUGUUUUAGUGAUACUCCUUCAGAAUUUGCCGUUGAAAUUUGUGAAGCUGUCAAAGCUGCUUGGGAACCAAGUGUUGAAAAUCCAAUAAUUUUCAACUUACCAGCUACUGUUGAAGUUGCCACUCCAAAUAUCUAUGCUGAUCAAAUUGAAUAUUUUGCUACUCAUAUUUCAGAACGUGAAAAAGUUUGUAUCUCAACACAUUGUCAUAAUGAUCGUGGUUGUGGUGUUGCAGCUUCAGAAAUGGGGGUUUUAGCUGGUGCUGAUCGUGUUGAAGGUUGUUUAUUUGGUAAUGGUGAAAGAACUGGUAAUGUUGAUUUAGUUACUGUUGCAUUGAAUUUAUACACUCAAGGUGUUUCUCCAGAAUUAGAUUUCUCUGAUUUAGAAUCAGUUAUUGAAAUUGUGGAAAAAUGUAACAAGAUUCAAGUUCCAGCUCGUGCUCCAUAUGGUGGUGAAUUAGUUGUUUGUGCUUUUAGUGGUUCUCAUCAAGACGCUAUCAAGAAAGGUUUUGAAGUUCAAAAGAAGAGAAAUGCUGAAGGUGAUUAUCAAUGGAAAAUCCCAUACUUGCCAUUAGAUCCAAAAGAUAUCGGUAGAGAUUAUGAAGCUGUCAUUAGAGUGAAUUCACAAUCUGGUAAAGGUGGUGCUGCUUGGGUUGUCCUAAGAUCUUUAGGUUUAGAUUUACCAAGACAAUUACAAAUUUCAUUCUCAACUUUUGUUCAAUCUGAAGCUGAUAAAGUUGGUCGUGAAUUAAAAUCAGAAGAAAUUAUCACUCUUUUCAAACAACAAUAUAACUUCAACAAUGAUGGUGCUAUCAAAUUAGCUGAUUAUGAUAUUGUUCGUGAUCCAGAAAACAAGGACAACAGAUUCUUCAUUGGUGAAAUUUCAGUUAAUGGUGAACCUGUUAGCAUAAAAGGUGUUGGUAAUGGUCCAAUUUCUUCAUUUGUUGAUGCUAUGUCCAACUUCAUUAAUGUUCGUUUAGAAGUUGUCAACUAUAGUGAACAUUCUUUAGGUUCUGGUUCACAAACUCAAGCCGCAACCUAUAUCCAAUUAGGUUACAUGAAUGAUGAAAAUGUUAAAACUUCUAAAUGGGGUAUUGGUGUUCAUGAAGAUGUUUCAAAUGCUGCCUUUACUUCUGUUUUAAGUACUGUUAACUCACUAGUUACUAAAGGUGACUUUGAAUUACCAGAAAUUGAUGCUCAAUCAGCUCCUGCUGGUAAAUGA